This is a messenger RNA of Talaromyces proteolyticus, 1059 nucleotides long. RefSeq names its product C2H2 conidiation transcription factor FlbC. The record is from RefSeq and is a predicted model, not a curated record. Gene Ontology annotation, biological process: regulation of transcription by RNA polymerase II. The coding region runs from base 1 to 1059 and encodes 352 amino acids. NCBI's taxonomy places the organism in Eukaryota, Fungi, Ascomycota, Eurotiomycetes, Eurotiales, Trichocomaceae. Gene Ontology annotation, molecular function: DNA-binding transcription factor activity, RNA polymerase II-specific; RNA polymerase II cis-regulatory region sequence-specific DNA binding. Gene Ontology annotation, cellular component: nucleus. The transcript is spliced from 3 exons.
AUGACGAUGGUCAUUGAGAACCAGAACCGCCAGUACGGCGGCAUGGGCUUCGAUCACGUCUAUCAUAACAAUAUGCCUCACAGCCAGACUCCCCAGUUCACAGAUCCGUGGUCUCACUCCUCCUCGCACUCGACUCCUCCCGUCUACACCUCAACCUCCAUGGGCAGCAGUCAACUGGCCUUGAAUCCCAUUAAGCACGGAGAUGUCAACCGCCCGUCCGCCAUCUCCAUGCCCUACUCGAGCAUUCCCGUGUCCGCCCCGUCGCUUGUUGCCGGCAGCAACUACUCAACCUCCGCUCCGUACGGAGCAUCCGAGAUGAUCAAUAUGCCACAUGAACUCCCUCGCUCAACCAUCGACGGUGCUCCCUCCUACACCGCUGCCGCCCCGAUCGGCGGUUUCACCCCUGCCAACUACCCAACCAUGAACUAUGGCCACGGCAUUCAAGAUGGCCGUCGCAUAUCUCAUCCCAAUGAUGCCCGUGUCUCUCAACCUGCUGCUACCUACAGUGACGCGAUCGAUGCUAGCCGCGGAAUGGUCGCAUUGAGCCAGGACUUGACACCGCGCAACAUCUACGCUCCUCGAAACUCGCGGGGCUCUACGGACUCAUACGGCUUCCCAUCCACCCACUCCUCGGUCUCGUCCAUGUCUUCUACAGGAAACUAUCCCUACUACAGCGCCUCGGUUGCAUCAGUCGACUCAUCAGUUACAGACUACAGCUCCACUUCCGAGUCGUACGAUGGUCUUCCGUCGCGAACCCUGCCUCGCCCAAAUACUCUUCUCGGCGCCGCUGCUCCUGCCGGCCCUCAGUCGAUGAUGAGCCAAUUCAGCUCCAAGAUGCCAUCCAACGCGCAAAAGAAGCAUAAGUGCAAGGUUUGCGACAAGCGCUUCACGCGCCCAUCAUCUCUUCAGACUCACAUGUAUAGCCAUACUGGUGAAAAGCCAUACGCAUGCGACGUUGAAGGCUGUGGUCGCCACUUUUCCGUUGUUUCCAACCUGCGACGGCAUAAAAAGGUGCACAAGGGAGAAAAGGAAACCGGCUCUGGCGAAGACGAAGAGUAA